Molecule: messenger RNA, 3243 nt
Organism: Chlorocebus sabaeus (green monkey)
Lineage: Eukaryota; Metazoa; Chordata; Mammalia; Primates; Cercopithecidae
Gene: TCF23
Product: transcription factor 23
Biological process (GO): regulation of transcription by RNA polymerase II; developmental process
Molecular function (GO): protein dimerization activity; RNA polymerase II transcription regulatory region sequence-specific DNA binding; DNA-binding transcription factor activity, RNA polymerase II-specific
Source: RefSeq, a predicted model, not a curated record
GGCACACAGUAAUCUAUGAACAUUGAACUGUUGGGAAACUAGCCAGGCUGUGGUCCUACCAAUCACACAGGGACCCAUGCGCUCUGGGCCAGCGGGAUUUGAAGAGGUCUUCAUGAAUGAAAGGCGGAGACCUGAAGGAUGGGCAGUACCUCCUGGUAGAGCUGGAGGAAGGUGUUCUGGGGCAUGGAAAGGUAAAUGUAAACGCACAGUAGAAAUCGGAGGCAUAUUUAGGGCAUGGCAAAUCGCACCUUGUGGCUGGAAUGUCACGUUCAUUGGCAGGGGAGGAAAGGCCUUUCAGGGAUGUAUGCAGGCAGCCUUCUGGCACAGAGGAAGGAGGUUCAAGUCUUCUCCAUGGACCUGAGCUCCAAAGCUGAAGUCACAGGUCCACCAUAGGACUACUGUUGAGGUUAGGCAUGGCCGGAAAGGAGCUCCCUUCCCCACUAUCUUCCUGCCGCCUUCAGCAUGGGCCUCCUCCCAAGGCUUGGCCACUCCCAGCAUCCAGCACCCCCACCUCUCAGCCGGGUUGGGAGGCAGGCGGAGGCUUUUCUCGGGGGCUGUGCCUGGUGGGCGGUUUUCCCAGAGCAGGGAGCACACAGGACUGAGUUGGCGCCUGCUUCCUCAGAUGUAGACAUUACUGGCUGGAUGACCAGCCUAAGCCAGCUAGCUUGAGUCCAGGGCCUCCUCAGGCACUGUGUUUCUGCUCUGUGGGCUGCAGCCCCAUAACCCAGUGGGGUGGCAUGUCACAGAGGAAGGCCAGAGGGCCACUUGCCAUGCCAGGGGUGGGCCACAGCCAGACUCAGGCCAAAGCACGGUUGCUGCCAGGCGCUGACAGGAAGAGGAGCCGCCUCAGCAGGACAAGGCAGGACCCGUGGGAAGAAAGAAGCUGGAGCAAUCAGAGAUGGAGCAGAGCUACCCCUGGCCCUCGAGGGACCAGGGCUGGGGGCCUGGCUCUUGGCAGGAGCGAGGCCUGUCCUGAGAACGCCGCGCGGGAGCGGAGCCGGGUCAGGACGCUGCGCCAGGCCUUCUUGGCCUUGCAGGCUGCUCUGCCUGCCGUGCCGCCCGACACCAAGCUCUCCAAGUUGGACGUGCUGGUGCUCGCCGCCAGCUACAUAGCCCACCUCACCCGCACGCUCGGCCAUGAGUUGCCUGGCCCCGCCUGGCCACCCUUCCUGCGUGGACUCCGCUACUUGCACCCUCUCAAGAAGUGGCCGAUGCGAUCUCGUCUCUAUGCUGGAGGCCUGGGGUACUCUGAUCUUGACUCCACCACAGCAAGCACCCCCAGCCAAAGAACAAGAGACGUAGAGGUGGGAUCCCAAGUCCCUGGAGAGGCAGAUGCUCUCUUUUCUGCCACACCACUCUCACCAGCUCUUGGUGACAAAUAAUUAUCACACUUGCCUUUUCUCCUAGACUGUGAUUCAUGCUUAGGGACCUGGAUUUUCUACCAGCCCCUACCUGUCUUCACUCUGAUUCUCAGCCAUCAGACUUGAUUCAGACUCAGCUCCCAAGUUCCAGCAUGCAGACCAAGAAAAGCAGUAGCACUUCUGUGACGGACAGUACCCAGAGGGGCAUAGGAUGGAGAGCCUCCUUCUUGGUCCCCAAGAGGGGACUUCCCCAUGGCUCUUCUGUGACAGCUACUGGGAAGUGGGAGAGAAAAAGGUAUAAUUGGGCUCAAAGUUGAGCUAGGGAACCACCCUAACUUUCUUCCCCUAAGGUUUCUACAAACCCUCUGCAGAUAACGAAGACAGGUGCAGAGGGAGGGGCCUGGGAUGGCACCAGCCCCAGGUGCUGAUGGGAAAGCCAGGUGACCAGAUAGGCUCUUGGUAGCUGCAAGUGUAAACAGAUCUGGGCUGGGUCACACAGCCAGAAGAAAACUGAAGAAGGGAAUGUGCUUUCUAACUGCAUCAUGAGAUGCUUACCUGAUGUUAGAGAGAUAGUGAGGAAUUCAGGAUACCUGCCUCUGUAGUAUCUGUAGUAUGGGCCUCUCCAGAAGCUGCCCCUCACCACUACAUUUUCUCUCUCUCUUGGCUCCUGCACUCUUCCACUCUUUUCUUCUUCUUUUUAUGUAGAGAUGGGGUCUUGAUAUGUUGCCUAGGCUGUCCUUGAACCCCUGGCCUCAAGUGAUCCUCCCACCUCAGCCUCCUAAAGUGCUGGGAUUGCAGGCAUCAUCUCUGGCCCUAAAGAAAUAACUUGAGAACUAAUCAUAGAAUCUACACACACUGAAAAUAAUUUUCCAGAUCAGAUAUAGCCUCAAACCUGGUACCUGAAGUCCAGACAGGGAACAAAUUACCUUUCGGUUAAAUAUCAGCCCUUCAGAGUGAGAGGGAAUGGGCAUGACCAACUAGAGUCCCAACAAGGUUAUCCUUAGACACACACCAUUGUUGUCAUCAUGAAUGUAAGUGAGCUCUAGGCAGGCUGGGAAUAGUUGGGGUCUGGGUUCUGGCAUGACAGGACCCUGUACCUCCAUAGGGCUGGCCAGGGCAGAGCUGAAAUAGGGCUGGGGGUGCAACUGAGCCAGUUGUGGUAGAGAUAGAAAAAGAGACACAGAACAUCCCAGCCCCGAGCUGCCUGGGAUGUGGGAGAACAGCUGGAAUGUGGCCGGGAGCCAUGGGAAGGCCUCGGCCAAGGCUGAACUCAUAAAUCUGCCUUGAACCAAGUCUCUGCAGAGGGACCCUGGAAAACUUGUGCAGAGCUGAUGUGGGCAGCUGGACAGGGCCAGGCAGGGGCAGAGGCCAGGUGUGGGAGGGCAUGAGCACAGUGUUCUUCACAAGACCAUAAAAGUCCAGCUAGAAUGUACUAUUUUUAAAGCCAAACAGCAGUAUCUUCCUGGUUGAGUUCACAGGGGUGGUAGGAAGAGAAGCAGAUACAUUUCCUCCUCAGUUGGUGGCACACUGUUGUCCUGGAGAUGAAGGGAAAUUGGCUUGGGGUGUGUGUCGGGGUUCUCCGGAUAGCAUAGAACUUCCCUUGAUGAUAGAGUAGACUUUGGGUUGGAGCUUGCCCCACCCUGCGCUGCUCAGACUCAGGCCUUUGCUUAGUAACAUUAGAGCCCUCUGGAGUGACUGCAUGGCCUUGGUGGAGACAAGGAGGGCACAGGAGGGCUGACGCAGGUGGAGGGCCGCAGGAGGCGGGUACCAUCACAACAAGUGUCUCAGGCUGUCUUGGGCCCUUUCCAGGCAAAGCUGUUCUCAUUUGUGCCCAGGACAGUCGUGGGGGGCGGGGCAGAGGCCAUCUCCUCCAGCCACGGAG